GUAGUACGGACUGGGCCUGGCCUGGGGCGUCCCCGCGAAGCCUGGGCCUGUCAGGCGGUUCCGUCCGGGUCUCGGCCACCGUCGAGUUCCGUCGAGUUCCGUCCCGGCCCUGCUCACAGCAGCGCCCUCGGAGCGCCCAGCACCUGCGGCCGGCCAGGCAGCGCGAUCCUGCGGCGUCUGGCCAUCCCGAAUGCUAUGGCCGCCGUCGCCGUCUUGCGGGCCUUCGGGGCAAGUGGGCCCAUGUGUCUCCGGCGCGGCCCCUGGGCCCAGCUCCCCGCCCGCUUCUGCAGCCGGGACCCGGCCGGGGCGGGGCGGCGGGAGUCGGAGCCGCGGCCCACCAGCGCGCGGCAGCUGGACGGCAUAAGGUCAGCCCCGGGCCGCGCGGGCUCCUCGCGUUGGUGCCGAGUCGGGGUCAGGGCGCCGCCAUUGACCCGGGGAGGACCCGGGGAACCGGAGCCCCGUUUACGCCCCUGGGGAGGGAACUCCCCGUGUCCCGGACCCGGGCCUGGCAGCGAGACGCGCAGGAACAUCGUCUUGAGCAAUCCCAAGAAGAGGAACGCGUUGUCACUUGCAAUGCUGAAGUCUCUCCAAAGUGACAUUCUUCAUGACGCUGACAGCAACGAUCUGAAAGUCAUUAUCAUCUCGGCUGAGGGGCCUGUGUUUUCUUCUGGGCAUGACUUAAAGGAGCUGACAGAGGAGCAAGGCCGUGAUUACCAUGCCGAAGUAUUUCAGACCUGUUCCAAGGUCAUGAUGCACAUCCGGAACCACCCCGUUCCCGUCAUUGCCAUGGUCAAUGGCCUGGCCGCGGCUGCCGGCUGUCAACUGGUUGCCAGCUGCGACAUUGCCGUGGCGAGCGACAAGUCCUCUUUUGCCACUCCUGGGGUGAACGUCGGGCUCUUCUGUUCUACCCCUGGGGUUGCCUUGGCAAGAGCAGUGCCUAGAAAGGUGGCCUUGGAGAUGCUCUUUACUGGUGAGCCCAUUUCUGCCCAGGAGGCCCUGCUCCACGGGCUGCUUAGCAAGGUGGUGCCAGAGGCGGAGCUGCAGGAGGAGACCAUGCGGAUCGCUAGGAAGAUCGCAUCGCUGAGCCGUCCGGUGGUGUCCCUGGGCAAAGCCACCUUCUACAAGCAGCUGCCCCAGGACCUGGGGACGGCUUACUACCUCACCUCCCAGGCCAUGGUGGACAACCUGGCCCUGCGGGACGGGCAGGAGGGCAUCACGGCCUUCCUCCAGAAGAGAAAACCUGUCUGGUCACACGAGCCAGUGUGAGUGGAGGCAGAGGAGUGAGGCCCACGGGCAGCGCCCAGGAGCCCACCUUCCCCUCUGGCCCAGCCACCACUGCCUCUCAGCUUCAACAGGUGACAGGCUGCUUUCGUGACUUGAUAUUGGUGUCAUAGCAUUUGGCCUACAUUAAAAGCCACAAUUUCAUGGGGAAAGGACAAAAUGGAGAGUGACUGAGGUGCUGACCUCAGUGCAAGGCUGGUGAACCCUGCAGCGGGCCAGCUAUGGUGGGAAGCCUGGCAUUUGGGGUGCUCCUUGCAACGUCUUAAGCAAGCGACCCCCCGACAUAGCAAAAGGUGGCAACCCAUGGAGGCAGAAAGAAGGACGCCAGCCUGACCCUUAUCUGAAACGUCCUAAGCAGAGUUAAUCCUGGCUGCUCAGGAGAGGCGACACAUUUCAAAUCUCCACGAGAUAUUCUCCACACAGAAAAUCUUCUUGAUUCUAUAGAGACUUAAUCAUGCCUAUGGCUUUGAAUAAUCUUAUGUGAUUUAAAUAAAUUAAAUCUUUAUAGAGA
This is a messenger RNA of Homo sapiens (human), 1792 nucleotides long. RefSeq names its product enoyl-CoA hydratase domain containing 3 (gene ECHDC3). The transcript is spliced from 5 exons. The coding region runs from base 196 to 1266 and encodes 356 amino acids. Gene Ontology annotation, cellular component: mitochondrion. The record is from RefSeq and is a predicted model, not a curated record. NCBI's taxonomy places the organism in Eukaryota, Metazoa, Chordata, Mammalia, Primates, Hominidae.